Molecule: messenger RNA, 4814 nt
Organism: Labeo rohita (rohu)
Lineage: Eukaryota; Metazoa; Chordata; Actinopteri; Cypriniformes; Cyprinidae
Gene: mid1
Product: midline 1
Exons: 10
Coding region: 303-2345 (680 amino acids)
Molecular function (GO): zinc ion binding; protein binding
Source: RefSeq, a predicted model, not a curated record
CCUCCGGACGUCUUCCCACUUUGAGUGGCAGUUUCGCCUGACGACGGGGGGAAAUUUACCUCUAAUGUGCCCGGAGACAAAAGCUCAGGGCUAGAAGGAAGGCGUUUGGAUUGGGAUCUGGCUUUCUCAUGAUUUGCCAAUAGCUCUGGAGGGAAAAUAUCACAUUUAGCAUCUGGUUGUUAAGGUGCUCAAGGAACAGGCGAGGCUCUCGUGCGUCUCAGAAAUGGCCAAACGCUGGAUCUCAGACUGACGGCUAAACGGCUUCCCUGGGUUUCGCUGACGUCACCAUCGCUUCACUGAAGAUGGACACACUGGAGUCGGAGUUGACUUGCCCAAUCUGUCUGGAGCUUUUCGAGGAUCCUCUACUGCUGCCUUGCGCCCACAGCCUGUGUUUCAACUGCGCCCAUCGCAUUCUCGUGUCCCACUGCACGUCGUUCGACGAGUCCAGCAAACCGUACUCCGCCUUUCAGUGUCCCACGUGUCGCUAUGUCAUCACCCUCGACCAGCAGGGUCUAGAAGGCCUCAAGCGCAACGUCACUUUGCAGAACAUCAUCGACCGCUUCCAGAAGGCCUCUCUGAGCGGCCCGAACUCGCCAACCGAGACGCGCCGCUGCAACCCGCCGCGCAACCGCGAGCCGUUUCCCUCGGCGGUGGAUGACGGCACGGCCAUGAGUUCGCCGUGCGAGGCCGUCCAGUGCCAGUUCUGCGAGCAGGACCCGCCACAGGAGGCGGUGAAGACCUGCGUCACGUGCGAGGUUUCGUACUGCCAGGAAUGCCUGCGCGCCACUCACCCCAACAAGAAGCCCUUCACGGGACACCGGCUCACGGAGCCCGUGCCUGACUCACGACUCAGAGGACUGGCCUGUCCCGAACACGGAGAGGAGAAGGUCAACAUGUACUGCGUGACUGAUGAGCAGCUCAUCUGCUCGCUCUGUAAACUGGUCGGGCAUCACCGUGAACAUCAGGUGGCGGCGCUGGGAGAACGAUACGACAAGCUGAAGCAAAUGUUGGACUCCAACCUCAGCAAUCUGAUCAAGAGGAACAGCGAGCUGGAGAACCUGAUGGCCAAACUCAUCCAGACGUGUCAACAUGUGGAGCACAAUGCGGCUCAUCAGGAGAGCAAACUGGCAGAGGAGUGCGACACGCUCAUAAACAUCGUACAGCAGAGAAGACAAAUCAUCGGCACGAAGAUCAAAGAAGGAAAGGUGGUUCGUUUGAGAAAGCUAGCUCAGCAGAUAGCUAACUGUAAGCAGUUCGUGGAGAGAUCGUCCUCGCUCAUCGUACAGGCCGAUCAGGCUCUGAAAGAGACGGAUCACGCGCGAUUCCUGCAGACGGCGAAGAGCAUCUCCGAGCGAGUGUCGAUGGCGACGGCGACCUCACAGGUCCUGAUCCCAGAGAUCAACCUGAACGACACGUUCGAUGCGUUCGCGCUGGACUUUUCCAGAGAGAAGAAGAUGCUGGAGGGUCUGGAUUAUCUCACGGCUCCGAACGCUCCCAAUAUCCGUGAGGAGCUUUGCACGGCGUCUCACGACACCAUCUCAGUCCACUGGACAUCGGAGGAUGAAUUCAGCGUGGUUUCAUAUGAGCUCCAGUACACCAUCUCCACCGGACAGACCAACGUCGUCAGUCUGUGUAACUCGAUGGACAGCUGGAUGAUCGUGCCCAACAUUAAGCAGAAUCACUACACCGUUCACGGCCUGCAGAGCGGAACCAAGUACAUCUUCCUCGUGAAGGCCAUGAAUCAGGCCGGGAGCCGCAGCAGCCCGCCGGCUAAACUCAAGACCAACAGUCAGCCGUUUAAGCUCGACCCGAAGUCGGCUCACAGGAAGCUGAAAGUGUCACAUGACAAUCUUACGGUGGAGCGGGACGAAGUCUCGUCCAUGAAGAGCCACGCGCAGGACCGCUUCGGCGGCACGGGAAACUACGGCGUGACGGGGAACGUCUUCAUCGACAGCGGACGCCACUACUGGGAGGUUCUGAUCGGAGGAAGCACAUGGUUUGCUAUCGGCAUCGCCUACAAAUCAGCUCCCAAGCACGGGUGGGUCGGCAAGGACUCUGCCUCAUGGGUAUUGAGCCGCUGCAACACCUCGUGGGCCGUGCGCCACAACAGCAAAGAGUUCCCCAUCGAGCCGUCUCCUCACAUGCGGCGUCUGGGCGUCCUGCUCGACUACGACUCGGGCUCUCUGGCGUUUUACGACGCGGCUGGAACGCAGCACCUGUACACCUUUGACAUCGCCUUCUCGCAGCCCAUCUGUCCCGUCUUCAGCGUGUGGAACAAGUGCUUGACCGUCCUCACGGGGCUCCCCAUCCCGGACCACUUAGAGAUCAGCGACCCGCACGACUGAACGCACCUACACUACACUUGCAGCCAGGAAUAGUGCAGUCAAAAAUAACAAUUAGCUGAGUUUACUCAACCUCGGGCUAUCCAGGAUGUAGAUGAGUUUGUUUCUUUAUCACAUUUGGAGAAAUGAAGCAUUUCAUCAUGUGCUCACCAAUGGAUGUGAAUGGGUGCCGUCAGAAUGAGAGUCCAAACAGCUGAUAAAAACAUCACAAAAAUCCACAAGUAAUCCACACCACUCCACUCCAUCAAUUAACAUCAAAUUAAUUAACAACAAAUCCAUCAAGACAUUUUUAACUUCAAACCAUUGCUAAAAUACAAGUCUGUAAUCCAUAAUGUAAAAUUUUUACAGAGAGUGUGAAUGGGAUUUUAACUUUAGAAAAUGACUGUUAUUGUCACCUAAAAAUAUUUUCAUUAAUUAAAAUAAAGCUUUAAAAAAUAAAUAUUAUAUGAAGAACUUAAAAAAAAAUUAAAAAUGUUGAAUGUUGACUGAGAUAAUAAUGUGUAAUUCGAGGCACUAAAAUUAUUAAAACUAGAAUAAAAAUAAAUGCUAUAAAAUAAAAUUAAAAUAUAAAUAUUAAUAAAAUCAAAUCAAAAUUAUUAACCUUAAAUUCAAACUAAAAAAAAUGAAAAAUGCUAUCUUGUGAAAUAAAUAGGUUAAGGUAAAUUACCAAAACUAAAAAUGGAAAUAAAAAAAUUAAGAUAAAUAUUAAGCUAAUAAAAAUGACAAAAGCACAUUAGAAAAUUACUCAAAUUUAGGGGGGAGUUGAAAACUAAAAAUAUAAAAAUUAAAACAGAAAAUAUGAAAAUGAAAAAUGCUAUCUUGCCAAUUAAGUGAAAUAAAUAAGUUUAAAGUAAAUUACCAAAACUAACAAUGGAAAUAAAAAAAAAAAAAUAAAAAUAAAUAUUAAGCUAAUAAAAAAUUACAAAAUCACAUUAGAAAAUUAAUCAAAUUUAGGGGGGAAUUGAAAACUGAAAAUAUAAAAAUUAAAAAACUGAAAACAUAAAGACUUAAAAAAAACAUGAAAAAGUGAUCUGGUCUGAAUCAGGAGAGAAAUCUGCACAGAUCAAGCUCCAUUUACAAGCCAAAACAGCUAAAAACAGCUGUAAACAAAUAUGUGGCUGGAUUUCGAUGUGAGAGACAACAGAAAAUGUACUUUUUCACUAAAGGAAGUGUUAUUAUGGACUGGAAACCAGCGGGUUUAAGUUAAAAAAACAUCUUGAUAAUGGAUUUGUUUUUUUUUACAAACAUGCAGCUUUUGUCCUCUCAAUACAUUAACUGAUGGACUGGAGUGGUGUGGAUUACUUGUGGAUUAUUGUGAUGUUUUUAUCAGCUGUUUAGACUCUAAAUUCUGAUGGCACCCAUUCACAUCCAUUGAUGAGCAAGUGAUGCAAUGACACAUUUCUCCAAAUCUGAUGAAGAAACAAACUCAUCCUAAUCUUCGAUGGCCUGAGGAUGAGCACAUUUUCAGCAAAUUUUCAUUCUUGGACAAACUAUUCCUGCAGAUUUACUAGAAAAUAAACAGCGAUGCAUCUCUCCUGACCGCUUGUGAACAUCAGGCUCUAAAUAACCUGCAGAACUGGACCAAAAUUGUAAAAAACAAAGUCUAGAAUAACAUUCCUGGUUUCACUAACAGAUCAUAUACUGUACGUCUCUUCACCUACAGGUGAGGUCAAAAGUUUACAUCCCUCUUGCAGAAUGUGCAAAAUGUUAAUUAUUUUAGCAAAAUAAAAGGGAUCAUACAAAAUGCAUGUUAUUGUUUAUUUAGCACUGACCUGAAGAUAUUUCACAUAAAAGAUGUUUACAUAUAGUCCACAAGAGAAAAUAAUAGCUGAAUUAUAAAAUGACUCUGUUCAAAAGUUUACAUACACUUGAUUCUUAAUACUGUGUUGUUUGUGAAUGAUCCACAGCUGUGUGUUUUGUUUAGUGAUGGUUGUUCAUGAGUGCCUUGUUUGUCCUGAACAGUUAAACUGCCUGCUGUUCUUCAGAAAAAUCCCUCAGGUCCCACAAAUUCUUUGUUUUUUCAGCAUUUUUGUGUAUUUGAAUCCUUUCCAACAGUGACUAAAUGAUUUUGAGAUCCAUCUUUUCACACUGAGGACAACUGAGGGACUCAUAUGCAACUAUUACCGAAGGUUCAAACGCUCACUGAUGCUCCAGAAGGGAAAACCAUGCAUUAAGAGCCGGGGGGUGAAAACUUUUGAACAGAAUGAUGAUGUGUACAUUUUUUCUUAUUUUGCCUAAAUAUCAUAUUUUUUUCAUUUACUACUGUACUGCCCUUCAGAAGCUUCUUGCAUGUUUCCCAGAAGACAAAAUAAGUUAAAUUUACCCUGAUCUUCAAAUUCCAAAAGUUUUCACCCCCAGCUCUUAAUGUAUUGUAUAUCCUUCUGAAGCAUCAGUGAGCAUUUGAACCUUCUGUAAUAGAGAAGUCCCUAAGUUCUCAGUGUGAAAAGAUGGAUCUCAAAAUCAUACAGUCAU